This is a messenger RNA of Leguminivora glycinivorella, 3287 nucleotides long. Its product is annotated as cytosolic 10-formyltetrahydrofolate dehydrogenase. Gene Ontology annotation, molecular function: formyltetrahydrofolate dehydrogenase activity; aldehyde dehydrogenase (NAD+) activity. Gene Ontology annotation, cellular component: cytoplasm. Bases 305 to 3082 code for a protein of 925 amino acids. Gene Ontology annotation, biological process: biosynthetic process; 10-formyltetrahydrofolate catabolic process; one-carbon metabolic process. Lineage: Eukaryota; Metazoa; Arthropoda; Insecta; Lepidoptera; Tortricidae. The transcript is spliced from 17 exons. The record is from RefSeq and is a predicted model, not a curated record.
ACACAAAAUAAUAUUUUUGACUAUGCUUUAAAGCUGUUGACCGGACACACGCCGAGAGAAUGUAAACACAUGAAAAGUGCGGCCUUAUUUAGAACAUGUGAUAACAUAAUUCGUUUAUAGUUCUACUACCAAGCACGCGAUAAGUGGUGUCAAAGUUGAGGUGCUGUUUCAAUGGAUAAUACAAUAAAUAGGAAGAUGUUGAUAGUCUCCGACCAGUUUCAGUCCGCUCCUCAGAGUGGUCAAAGAGCCUGAAUUAUAAUAUUUGUUUAAAUAGUACUAGUUUUUUUAGUCUUUUGUCAUAAAAAUGCCACCUGUUGCAAUACAAGAUGAGCCACCCAAAACCAAGUUGCGGGUCGCAAUCAUCGGCCAGAGCACAUUUGCCGCCGAGGUGUUCAAGCUACUAGUUAAAGAUGGCCAUGAAAUUGUCGGAGUUUUCACAGUCCUGGAUAAGGGAAACCGGGAGGAUCCUCUUGCCACAAUUGCUGCACAAAAUGGUAAACCAGUGUACAAAUACAAGACAUGGCGAGUGAAAGGACAAGUCAUACCGGAAAUCUUAGAAGAAUAUAAAACAGUAAAAGCCGACAUAAAUGUACUGCCAUUCUGUACCCAGUUCAUCCCCAUGGAAGUUAUAAACUACCCCAAAUACCAAAGCAUCUGCUACCACCCCAGCAUACUGCCGCGGCAUAGAGGAGCUUCUUCUAUCAACUGGACUCUAAUAGAGGGAGACACUACCUGUGGCCUUUCCAUCUUCUGGGCAGACGACGGUCUUGACACCGGCCCGAUCCUGCUGCAGAAAUCCUUCCCAGUCACCAUAGACGAUACUGUAGACACAAUUUACAACAAAUACUUGUACCCUGAAGGUAUUAAGGCGCUGGCAGAGUCAGUCAAUAUGGUAGCGAACGGCAUGGCGCCCAAAAUCGCACAAACUGACGAGGGCGCCACCUAUGACCCGGCGCUGUUCAAGGCGGAAACACAUCAGAUCGACUGGUCCAAAGGCGGCAUUGCCCUUCACAACUUCAUCCGCGGCUUAGAUUCUUCACCCGGCGCGACCACGUUCAUCGAACCACAAACCAGAGACGGCAUAGACUCCUCAAGCGAGUCCACUGUGGAGCUGAAGUUGUUCGGCUCCUGUCUGUGGAAGGGGGGUGCUGUGGAGGGGGAUAAACUGGAGAUACCUGGAUUGAAGGCUCCGGCGCUGGUGCAUGAUGGCGGGCUGCUGGUUACUGCUGAUGAUGGGGUGCAGCUCAACAUCCAACGUCUAAAAGUGAACGGCAAGAUGAUAAACGCGUGCAAUUUCUUCAAGUCCAGUGAGAAUAAAGUCGCUUUGGAGUUGACGGCCGAGGAGAAACAGUUCGUCGAGGCUGUUAGGGGCGUUUGGAAGGCAAUCCUUAGGAUAGAUAUUGAUAAUGAUACGGACUUCUUUGACUCUGGUGCAGGCUCAAUGGACGUCGUGCGACUAGUAGAAGAAGUGAAAGACCUAGUCAACAUCGAGCUCCAAAACGAGGACAUAUACAUGAACACCACCUUCCAAGAUUUCUACAACAUGGCCGUCGCCAAAUCCCGAGGAGAUUCCUCAACCAAUGAAAUCACAUACGACGGAGUAGAACUAGACAUUAAUAAAAUUAGAAUAAAAUUCCCCACUCAGUUGUUUAUCAAUGGGGAAUUCGUGAAUGCUGAUAGCGGGAAGACGCUAAGUAUAGUGAACCCCACGGAUGAGACGGUGAUAUGUAAGGUGCAGAGUGCGAGCGGGUCGGAUGUGGAUAGGGCGGUUAAAGCGGCGGCGAAGGCGUUUGAGGGGGAGUGGGCGAAGAUCAGUGCGAGGGAGAGGGGCGCUAUGUUGUUCAAAUUAGCAGAUCUAAUGGAAAAACACAAAGAGGAACUAGCAACGAUAGAGUCAAUAGAUUCCGGAGCAGUAUACACUCUAGCACUGAAAACUCAUAUCGGCAUGUCAAUAGAGACAUGGCGGUACUUUGCUGGCUGGUGCGACAAGAUUCAGGGAUCUACUAUACCUAUUAACCAUGCUAGGCCUAACAGGAAUCUCACACUAACCAAGAAGGAGCCAAUUGGAGUAUGUGCGUUGAUUACUCCAUGGAACUACCCUCUUAUGAUGUUGUCUUGGAAGAUGGCAGCGUGCUUGGCUGCUGGCAACACCGUCGUUAUGAAGCCUGCUGCAGUAUGUCCCCUAACAGCCCUCAAGUUCGCCGAGUUGUCAGUCCUAGCCGGUAUUCCCCCCGGCGUCAUCAACAUUUUACCCGGCAGCGGCACUGUUUGCGGCCAGGCUUUGGCUGAUCACCCUCUAGUCAGAAAACUGGGCUUCACUGGGAGCACAGAAAUCGGCCAAACGAUCAUGAAGUCAUGCGCCGCGUCAAACAUGAAGAAAGUAUCUCUAGAACUUGGAGGAAAAUCUCCAUUAGUCGUAUUUGAAGACUGUGAUUUAGACAAGGCAGUUAGAAAUGGUAUGGGUUCCGUAUUCUUCAACAAGGGAGAGAACUGCAUCGCCGCCGGCCGGCUGUUCAUUGAGGAGACCAUUCACGACGACUUCCUAAGGAGGGUGGUGGAAGAGACGAAGAAGAUCACGAUCGGUGACCCGCUCAAUAGGGGCACUUCACACGGACCGCAGAACCAUAAGGCUCACAUGGACAAACUUAUCGAGUUUUGCGAAACCGGCGUGAAAGAAGGCGCGCGGCUAGUCAUAGGCGGCAAACGCGUGGACCGGCCCGGCUACUUCUUCCAGCCAACCAUCUUUACCGACGUCACGGACGACAUGUUCAUCGCCAAAGAAGAGUCUUUCGGCCCGAUCAUGAUCAUUAGCAAGUUUAGCAGCAAAAACUUAGACGACGUAAUUCGCCGCGCGAACGCCACAGAAUACGGGUUAGCGUCUGGCGUCUUCACCAACGACGUAUCGCGUGCGCUUCAAUUCGCUGAGCGUAUCGACGCUGGCACCGUCUUCGUUAACACUUACAAUAAGACAGAUGUCGCUGCGCCGUUCGGAGGAUUCAAGCAAUCUGGCUUCGGAAAGGACUUAGGCCAAGACGCAUUGAACGAGUACCUCAAAACCAAAACAGUUACCAUUGAAUAUUAAAAUUAGUUGACAUUGCGAUUAUCGCAAUUUUACAAUCAUUUGACAUUUGUAUAUAAUAUUUGCAUUUUUGCAUCAUACCUAGUUUGUAAAUGUAAGCCUAAUUGUGACUGUGAAGAGUAAGUAGAAUAAGUAUUUCAAUGUAGAUGUACCUAUGUUGAAAUUGUUGAAUUGUUAUUUUAUUUAUAGUAAAUGAUUUUGAAAUAUA